CGAAUAUAAGCCGCUGCCUAUAUAUAGGCACUCACACCUGUUCCGUUUUACCGUAUAUCUUCUUUCAGCAGCGAUAUAGUAAAAGCCAGUUUUUGUAAGGUCAUGAAUUUAAGCCGCACUUUAACUUUUCACGGUCGGGAAAAAAGUGAGGCUUAUAUUCCGGCCAAUGCGGUAUGUGUGAGCUUUCCACAUACUGCUUUUCUCCUCCAGACCCACCUCCGAAAUGCAAACAGCCAUUAAUAUUAGGAGACUGCAAAGCAAGUAAGCGGCGCUAUUAUUACGAUGCUGGGAGAAAGAGAUGUUUCGUGUUCAUAUAUAGUGGAUGUGGAAGCAACGGGAACAAUUUUGAUUCUUUCAGGGAAUGCUACGAGGAGUGUGAAAAGUAUGAAACACCCGAACAUCUGAUAAAUCCCGACAAGCUUGAAGACUUUCUGCGUGAUUAUUGUGACCAACCCCUAGACGUGGGAUGCUGCAACAAGGACUUACCUCGCUUUUACUACGAUUACAGUAGCAGGACCUGUAAGCCGUUCAACUACGGUGGCUGUGCUGGGAACAGGAAUAACUUUGAGACAGAAAAUGAAUGCCUUUGGGCAUGUGCAGCCGAUGCAUCUGAUAUCUGACCUUGCUAGAGGGAGAGCCAGCAAGCAAGCAAGCAACAGUAAGUCCUUUUCUAUAAUCUCAUUUUGCUCCCCCACCCCCUGCCUUCAAUUGGAGUAGUAGGAGGAGAA
Messenger RNA from Podarcis raffonei (Aeolian wall lizard), 728 nucleotides. Its product is annotated as tissue factor pathway inhibitor-like. Bases 174 to 620 code for a protein of 148 amino acids. Gene Ontology annotation, molecular function: serine-type endopeptidase inhibitor activity. Lineage: Eukaryota; Metazoa; Chordata; Lepidosauria; Squamata; Lacertidae. The transcript has 4 exons. The record is from RefSeq and is a predicted model, not a curated record.